Gopherus flavomarginatus (Mexican gopher tortoise) is the source of this 3596-nucleotide messenger RNA. It is a transcript of the gene NRIP2, whose product is annotated as nuclear receptor interacting protein 2. The transcript has 7 exons. Gene Ontology annotation, molecular function: aspartic-type endopeptidase activity. The record is from RefSeq and is a predicted model, not a curated record. Bases 703 to 1464 code for a protein of 253 amino acids. NCBI's taxonomy places the organism in Eukaryota, Metazoa, Chordata, Testudines, Testudinidae. Gene Ontology annotation, biological process: proteolysis.
CUCUGAUUUUACAUGUUUACAACUGCACUGACUUCAGUGGAGUUACUCCAGUGAGAUCAGAAUCAGGCCCACUGCAGUCACAUCAGUGAGAGUGAAAAAGCAGGCCUUCUGUGUCUCAUUGGAAACACAGUAAAAUCCUCCAGCACUGAGUUUCAAAACUGUCCUAAUUGUGUGACUUUCCACCCAAAUGAGAGAGACUAGGCAAGCCUGCCCGAACCCUGGAGGCUAAAGCUCUCCUUCAUUUACAGAGGCAAUACUUUACUCUAGGAGAUGAUGCAUGUUCUCUCCAGUAUUAAUAGACUUACUGAGAUGCGUCAAAACCCCCAGCAGAAACACUGAGCAGCACAGCCUGCCUGCCUCAGAAAGAUUUACAAUCUCUGUGGCGUAUCAGUGGGGAACAGGACAGUGUGUGUGCACACAGACAAAGGAGGAGGAAGCAGGGACCACCGGCUGAAGGAGACAGAACUGCAGUCAGGGCAGGAGAAGAGGUAGGAAAGGAGCUUGGCACGGGGGAAAGCCAGAAAGAGAGAAAGGCACCGAGGUACUACAGUGAUGGGGCAGUUAUAACUGACACAGAUGAGAGAAGGUGCAAGGGAGAGCAGAGAUUCUGAGUGAGUCACAGGAGGGCAGACAGGCACAGAGAGGGAGUCCAGAGAGAGCUCUGCCAUCUCAAGAAAGACCUGCCCAGCUGGACUCUUCACCAUGAGCAUGAGGGAGACCUGCACCCAGGAAGUGGGGCCAGGGGAUGGGGAGGAAAAGCGGAGUGAAGGCACCCACAAUUCGGACAGGAGGCAGCACGAGGUGGAGCUGCGGGAUAAAGCCAUCCUACAACAGAAGAGGCGCCUGAAACAGGCUACCCAGUUUGUGCACAAGGAUUCUGCUGACCUGCUGCCCCUGGAUGGCUUGAAGAGGCUGGGCACCUCCAAGGAUCUGCAGCCACACAGUGUGGUACAACGACGCCUCCUGGAGGGGAAUCUGAACAAGCUGCGGGGGGAGAGCAGGGAAUAUACCACAUGGGUUCAAUCCCCACUGGUGAAGGACAAGGAUGACAGGGCAGAAGGGAAUGACAGAAGGAACGAGACUGUGUCCCUGCUCAUACACUGCAAGUGCCAAGGUCAAGUAUUGAGAGCUGCUGUUAACACUGGCUGCCAGCACAACCUCAUCUCCAUGAGCUGUCUGAAACGGCUGGGGCUGGAGGAAGUGUCCGAUGCUGGCAAUGGGGAUCUCUCCCUUCCUGUCCCUAGUGUCAUUGGCCAGGUGGAGUGUGUGGAGGUGCAGCUUGGCCAGGAGACGGUGGUGUGCUCGGCGCUGGUCGUGGAUGAUGAAAUGCUGGAGUUCUGUUUCGGCCUCCAGACUCUGCUGUCUCUCAAGUGCUGCAUCGACUUGGAGGAAGGAGUCCUGCGACUGAAAGCCCUGAGUGAAGAGCUGCCUUUCUUACAUGCCUCUGACGAGCAUGGGCAGUGAUGGGCCGGCUCCCCAUGUCCACAGGGAGGAGACUCUAUGACUUACCGCGGAAACCUGCGGCUGGGGCUGACAUACUUGGACCUUGCUGAGUCCUGCGCUGAGGCUUCCAUGGGGGAGUGAGGAGGUAAACGGGAGCCAGGUGCUGUCCCGCUGUUGAUGCAAGCUGGCCUCUUGUAUGGAGAGUUCUUCCUCCCUGCAAUGGACCCUCCUGCUUGUCCCCAUGUGCUGAGUGAAUAUUCGUUCUCAUUUCUCUCUAUGUCCCCAUUCUCUGUCUGGUUUCUGCUUCUGCCCUUUUAGUGACUUCUUUUUACACUGCCAUGUAUUGAUAACACAGGAAGUGGCACUGCAAGCAGUCUCCAGGGGUUCUGCCUGCAGAGAGAUGGUGGCUUCUUCUAAAGUCUCUGAAGAUUGUUUUAAAAGUUUCCCUUCCCUUUUGGCCGCAGAUCUACCUGGACAGGAGGGGCCUCUCUUUCCCCUGCUGCAUGGGAAGGGCCCUGUAGCCAAUUCUCCCUGUCCUAUGGAGAGCUGGAUUUCAUUACCCUGCACUGGCUCAGAGCAGACUGGAAGGAUUUUACUGGAAGCAGCUUAAAUUGCAGUCACUGCAUUUUAAGAGUUUUCAUUCAAAGCAGGAAGUCUUCUAGGAAGUGCUGAGCUGAAACACCCUGGGAGCGUUGAGCAUACACAGGCGUCAGGCCUGGCCAGCCAGCCUUAGCUACUAGACUCUGUAUUGUAUGAACUCAAGUGCUAGUCUCUCCCCGUUAACCGUAGUAACUGGGCUGACACCUCUGCCAGCCAUGAGCUCCCAUCACCAGAUUUACACACCCAUCAACUCUGCUUCUUCACUCUGAGCUCCAGGGAUUCAACUUAAAUACCACGUGAAUUCCAGGCCUACACCUGCCAUGAGCUCUCCUCCUGGUCCCUGGCGAUUCUACACAGAGACACCAUCAACUUCAACCAUUGGACUUCCACACCCCACUGACUACAUCUCCUGCAUGAAAGCAAAGAACCUGACUCAUUCCCGGUAUCGGCUCAGGUCACAGAGUUACAAACUCAUCUGGGAUGGACAGGACCUUUGGUGGGUCACUUAGUCAUUUCUUCUUCAUACAGGCAGGCUUGAUUUCAUUACUCUAAAAGCAUCGCUGAUAGAUGAGUAUGUAGUCUCAAGGGACAGACACUCAUGCCAUUCCCAAAUGGAUGUAUUGGUUAAUUUUUGUUUCUAAUCAUUGACUAAAAUUUUCUGUUCUACAAUUUGUGCCCAGUUACAUCUUUUCUCCUCAGCGACUAAUGAGAAUAACUGAUGCCAGCCCUCUUCAUAACAUCCUUUCAUCCACUUGUAGAUGGUUCCGACAUCCCCUCUCUGCAAUCUUUUUCCUGGACCUAACUGGGUCUCUUUGUGGGUCUCACUUGUCAAACAUUUUAUUAUUUCUCCUGUACUCAUUUGAGCUCUCCGGUUUAUCUUUUUUUUGGUAAAAGUGUUGCUCUAAACUGCAUGCAGGACUCCGAGGCUUAACCAGUGCUAAGAAGAGUGGAAUAAUUACCCUACUAAUUUUACAUAUAAUACUCCUGUCGAUGUGGCUCAGAAUGGCAUCUGCCCCUCUUAAUAGCAGUGUUGGACUGUUGACUCUUAUUCAGUUCAUCACCCAUUAUAUCCUGCAGCUCUUUUUCUGUGGCAUGGCUGCCUAGUUCAUUGUUUUGCAAUUGUGCAUCUGAUGAUUCCUUCCUAUGUGAAGCACUCAACAUAUCUUUCCUGAAUAAUACCAGUAAUUUAAAGGCCUUGUCUCAUAUCUGUCAUGAUUGUCCUGUAUUAUGGUCCUAUCCCUCUGCAGUCCCUCCUGGAUCUGUAUUGUUUGUGCAUCUGAAUCUGUAAUGACAAUAUUGACUGGUAUUGGAACCUCCUUCAGAUCUGACAUUGACUCUUGAAUGAGUACAAUUUGUUGAAUGUUAUUCAUUUUUAUAUCCCAUCCUGUAGCAACUCGUCUAGUCCAUAACUCUCGAGUUUCACUCAAAGGAUGGGUUGUGGAAAUGAAUCAAAUAACCGGCUGAAAGCAAUAGCUAUUACGUCCAUUGCAUUUCCUUUAUCCAUUAAGUUUUUUCAUCAAACAAACAAACAAAACCUAAGAGCCCUCUCUAGC